CAAGUUUUGAGUGUGCGAACGAUGAUUCUGCUGAACAUGAUUGUGAACUUCCGCAUUCAAGCAUGUCGAAGCCCCAUCAUGUUCGAAAAACGCGAUUAUCUGCAAACUGGGAAAAGAUACGUGCCAAGCUGACACAGACAUCUCUUCUCCUAGAGGGUUUUAUUCCGCCACAAUGUUCCAACUGCAGUAAUAUGGUUGAAGCUCGUUGUCGCGACUGUGAAUUUGGAGCAUAUUACUGCUUGGAAUGUUGCAACAGUGUGCAUAGGAAUAAAAACCAGUUCCAUCUUCCGGAAGUUUUCCAGGAUGGUUGUUGGAUCAAAUAUGAAGUGCCUGGACGAAUACUGUCCAAUCCAUUUCAUGCUUGUAGUGGAACAUAUAGAAGAUCAAUUACUGUAAUUGAUAUAAAUGGUAUGGCACAGUGACACAUUUCUGUAUGUGUGUGUAGUUUAUCAU
Dendronephthya gigantea is the source of this 453-nucleotide messenger RNA. RefSeq lists its product as uncharacterized. The transcript is spliced from 2 exons. The coding region runs from base 63 to 422 and encodes 119 amino acids. The record is from RefSeq and is a predicted model, not a curated record. NCBI's taxonomy places the organism in Eukaryota, Metazoa, Cnidaria, Anthozoa, Malacalcyonacea, Nephtheidae.